UCUGUUGUCAAAAAUGUAGGAAAAAAGCGUCGACCACAAAGGCAUUGUGUACCUUUACACGCUUCAUUGGUUGACUGGCUAGAACGAAACCGUUGACCUCCGGGAGGGUCGAGCGAAACCUUGCGGACAAAAUUCGUUCGUCUCGCAUUCUGCUCGGCUGAAAUUAAAUUACUGCUAAGGUUUCUUAUAAACUUACUCGUGUUCUACUUCCUCCAACCGAGCGCCUGUCUGUGUGUGUGUGGAAGGGGGCCUUUGAGAAGAAAGCCAUUAACCAGAUGAAACACACACCUGAGAAAGUCUCCGUCUGUCCGUUGCUGCAGCUCAAACGGCCACACGAUCAAGCACUGCAGCACUGGUCUAACGUAAUGUGCAGUAUAAAAAUAAACCAAAGCACUUGUCCGCAUGUUUAUAGUGUGUUUCAAUCUCUUCCCCCUGUUUUUUUAUUGCACUCGCUAACACCGAAAAACGACCCAAAAACCACAUUCAAAUGAUCCAUUACGUUUGCACAACAUCAGCCACAACGGAUCCCCCCUCCCCAUCAGCUUCUCGAUUACUCUUAACAACUUUACGAAAGCUCGCCAGCGGGCUGACAACAACGACCCGGCAUGGAUAGAAUAACGUUGCCGUGCUGCUCUGCGCUGCUCCGGGCAUCUACGCGCUUCGUAGGCCUGUGUCCGGGGUAAACCCAUACUCCCAGACAAGAAGCUUACAUGGGAGGCGCUGUUGUUUGAGACAGGGCGCGACCGUUAUCUUGCUGCGCACGACGAGCGAGAGCUUCGGCGGCGGCAAGCUUUUUCUAUGAAACCGUGCGUCCAUUAUUUACCGGCAUUUCGGUGACGAAGUUUUCCCGGAAUCAAUUAAUCGCUGUGACACGAAAAUGCCGGGAUCCACCGGGAUGGACGACAGUUGUGCUGACAUCGCAGCUCCAACUCCGGUAACCCUCCCCUGAAGGUAUGCGGUUUGCUGGCGUGUCUUCGUCGAGCUGCCUGCUGCUUGGUUUAUGUUUGCUGGUUAUUUUUGGCUGCUGUCAACAUGUGGUUGUGCAAGAUUGUAAUCCAGUUUGACGAUGAGAUUUCAGUGCGAUUAAAGGUUGCUUUUUUUGAGAGGGGGCAAUCAUGCAAGCUUCGCCGUGAGUCGAGUUUUGGUUGCAAUUAGAUAGAGCAAAGAAAACAAAACAGAGUUUUAUAUUUUUAAGCGAUUCAGUUGAAGCUGUCUGUCGCUUAAUGAGUUAUUUGACUUUCAAAGUCUUUGCAUACACUUGAAGCUGUAUUUAAAUAAGAGACAUUGAGGCAAAAUCAAUUCAUAUUCAUAACUUGCGGCACCCUAACACCGAGACAUCACGUGUUUGCUUAAGCCUUAUGCGCCUUCGUAGAAUUUACGCCACGGUGAAGAUGUUAACAUAUUUGCAUAACUGAACCAAAAUUGUCAUUUUAUUUUAUCAUCACCGUGGGAUCUGCAUUUCCAAGCAUGACAAGCCUAUGCAUGAAUAUUUUAUGUCUUUUUUUUUGGGCACUCCGUCAACGCCCAUAAAGCCCUCGAGAAAGAACGGAGCGAAUCAAGAACGGACAACGUAUUAUUAAAAAUGUUUGCUGAAAAGUUUAACGAAAGUGACCAACUUGCCUCAAAGUGGAGGACCCUCCACCACCGGCUGACGGUGUUUGUGGAGGCAAGCGGCGCGUGUAAGGUACAUCAUAUUUUCCCCAGAACCGUUGUCCAAUUUCCAACCUACUUCUUGGAGACUGGCUCAUCGAUGUUUUUAGCGGAACUCCCGUACCACUGCCUGUUAUGUUAUUCUGAGACGAAGGAUCUGAGUUUCCUAUUUCGAAUACAUCCCAUGUGUAUUGUUUCACCCAGACGUCCAUAACGCGCUACGGUGUGAGGUACAUACCUUUCGGCAGUUACCCAUCUGCUAAUCCAAUGAACCCAAGGCUACAUCGUCGUCGUCGUCCUUGCCGGGCAAGUGUAAUUGAAUUACAUCGAAAUGUCCAUUUCUUUUCGCCACCGUGUGCAGUGAUCCGUUCACCAUUAGCCGAAGGUUAGGUUUAACUGAGGUCAGGCGCGGUAAACGGUGGGUCAUCAUCCACUCGCCUCAAGUUUCAUCCCCAGUAUUAUGCGCCUUCCCAGCAACACUGGGCCCGAGCCCAUUCCCCGACGAGGAGGUGGAAAAAUGCUGCUUUCAUACGCACCCUGCGCACCAUUAGUGUGCGUGAUGUGUCAGAGGGAUCGAAUCAACAAAUAGCUCACCCGUGCCGUGGGGAGUAAUCACGUACGACAGCGAAUGUGUUGAUUUCGGGCGGGGAAAAGUACCUAACUUUGAGCGGUUUAGUUACAUGCGAGGGAGAGCAAAACCAAAUCUUUUUGUACUUUAGCAAGGUAAAACGGAGAGUGUAUUGCUAAACUUUCGCAUGAUUGAAAUAUUGUCGGCGAACUGUCAAACUGUAUUAUAUGCCAGAAAGCGACGGAGAAACUUUACUGCUUGAUGGGAGCGCACGCAGAACCGUACAAAAAAAAAAAACCACCGGCUUCCUGUGCCGGCAAAGAACUUUGCGCCACAUACGCCACAGAUACAACAUUUUGUUGAUGGAUGGUGUCAUAAGGUAUUAACCACCGACCGGUAGCGCGAUAACGAGCGUACCUUGAAAUCUGCCGCAAAGUUCUUCCACCCAGAGCGCCCAUAACAGAGUCUCAAACCGUUGCGCGUCGGUUACACGCCACUCGUGAUAAACGUUCCGCCGGGUGUACUAAUUUAUGGAGCAGAUUGUUUAUCACCGCGAGAGCAUUACGUUACGGCUGUUGAGACAUUGACCACUUCUUGUGUGUUGUUCGGAGUGUCGGAGAAUGGGUUGGGCAAGAAUGCUCGAAACAUAAUGGAAAACAUUGUCCAUGUUGUGUGUGGGAUGCGGAUUGGCUUCAGGCACGUUGCAACAUCGAAUGAAAAAUGUAUGGUUUGACUUAAGUGUCAGCGGAUGACUUUGCACACAUGUCGGCAGUAUUAUGGUGGAAGCUUGCGCUUGGCUGUGUAUGCAUGCUGGACCUGCUGGGAACAUUUUGCUCAACUCCCAACAUGCACACUAAUGCCACUCUGGAGAGCUAUGAAAAAUGUAAACCUUUUUUCUCCGACUCUCAGGAGCUUUAAGAUGUGAGUCGACCUUUUUUUUCUUAGAAACGUGCACGAAUUAAACAGUCAUACCUUCCCCAAAAACCCAUCAUUCCGGCAGAAAUGAUGAAACUAACGAUACACCAUUCCCAAGCAGCAUUCAGCAAAUCGUUCUAAGCUUUCUGCAUUCAUUUAUCUUUUGGCAUUUCUGGGUAAAACAAACAAAAACAAUGUGCACAAUCCCACGGGCUCCGAUGGGACACAUCCUGUCCUCGGUAAAGAUAAAAUGGUGAAUGUUUCAAACUGCUCCCGGUCCCGGGAAUAGAUGCCCAGGGUCAAAGAAUGUCUUCGGCAGCUGGAUGCUUUGGAGAUGUUUGGCAUUUGGUGCCAAAGAAUUGUUGAAGUUAUAGCAAAUCAAGCAAUGUUUCUAGCAACGCAGCAGCCAAGCCUGGAAGGCAUUAAGAUCAUUCUUGUAACCAUAGCUCACUGGACAGGGAUUCUUGGAAUGUGUUGAAUCGCAUUAGCUUACAAUUGAGAUGUAACCUUUUUAAGGCUAAAAUAAGAAGUGCGUCCAAUUAGCGAACAUCAAUUGCCGACACGUUUCUGCGAGGAAUUUCCACACUAAAACAAAUCAGCUGAAAGUUGCGUAGGACGUAGGACAAAUAUCCACCGACAAAGGGCAUUGAGAGAUAACGUUUUUUGUGUUGUCGACAUAAGGGCAAUACAAAAAUAAAAAUACCGAUAUCUGCUCUGGCCGGUAGCGGCAAAAUGCCGCCAUCGUUUAACCUCUCCACGGUCACGUAUGAGUUGAUCUCGGGAAAUGUAUCUGCAGCGCUGGAAAACUUCACCGCCUCGAUGGCGGGAGCGUUUCCAUUCGAGGGCCAACAAGAUCCAGCUUCGUCCUUUGCCCGCAACGCUUCCUUCACGCUCGGAUUGGGUCUUGCGAAUGUCAUCCAACUGCAGCAGCAGCAGCAACAGCUGCACCAUUCGCCCCAUCAGUACCACCAACAGGUACAGCACCAACCACAGCCGCCUAGCACACCCUUUGCCAACGUAAGCGCCGGCCAGAACGAAAGCCUCGCCAAUCUGCUGCUGCACCCGGGCGUCCAUCAACUCUCAAGCGGGCUGGUAACGCUCGUCGGCGACAUUAUGACCCAGUCGGGCGAUACGAUACUGCCGCGGGAAGAGUGCGACCGGCUGAACAUCAGCUACGCGUUCGAGAACGGCACCGCGCUGGAGAUACCGGGCCUGAGCUGCUACGAGCAUGCGCCGACCCUGUCCAAGUCGGGCGUGAUCCGGGUGAUCGUCCUGUCGGCGAUGGCGAUCGUGUCGCUGCUCGGCAACGUCGCCACCAUGUGGAACAUCCAGAAGAACCGCAAGUCGCGGCGCGUCACGCGCCACAACUGGAGCGCCAUCUACUCGCUCAUCUUUCACCUCUCGAUCGCGGACGUGCUGGUGACGGGGUUCUGCCUGAUCGGGGAGGCCGCCUGGUACUACACGGUGGACUGGGUCGCGGGCAACCUGCUCUGCAAGCUGUUCAAGCUGUGCCAGAUGUUCAGCCUGUACCUGUCCACGUACGUGCUGGUGCUGGUCGGCGUCGAUCGCUGGGUCGCGGUCAAGUAUCCGAUGAAGUCGCUCAACACGGCCCGCCGCUGCCACCGGUUUCUGUUCGUCGCCUAUCUGCUAUCGUUUCUGCUCAGCACACCACAGUGGAUGAUAUUUCGGGUGGCGAAAGGACCGUUUGUGGAGGACUUUUACCAGUGCGUAACCCACGGCUUCUACACCGACCGAUGGCAGGAGCAGCUCUACACGACCUUCACGCUGGUGUUUAUGUUCAUCAUUCCGCUGCUGAUAUUAAUCGGUACCUAUUUAUCAACGUUCAUGACGAUCUCAAGUAGUGAAAAAAUCUUCCGCAUCGAUACGUCGGCCGUCGACCGGACGACGUACUAUCGGCGCUCCGACACGAACCGUCAGCGGCUGAUACACAAGGCGAAGAUGAAGUCCCUCCGGAUAUCCGUCGUCAUCGUGGUGGCAUUCGUCGUGUGCUGGACACCGUACUACAUCAUGAUGCUGAUAUUCAUGUUCCUGAAUCCGACCGAGCGUUUCGGCGAGGAUCUGCAGUCGGGCAUCUUCUUCUUCGGCAUGUCGAACAGCCUGAUCAACCCGCUGAUUUACGGUGCGUUUCACCUGGUGCCGAUACGACAGCGACGCAAUCAGUACAAUCAACAUGUAAGGGAAGGCUCUGUGUACUUUCAGCGGUCGUCCACCUUCAACCAUCACAAUGGCCACCAGCGGAACCUCAACCCGCACAUCAAGUUUUCCAACUCGCACUCCAACCUGCCGGAGGAGAUAUCGCUCAUGUCGCUGGAAAAGGACCUCCGCAGCCUGGAUGAGAACGUGAACCAAAUCCACCAGAAAGGUGCUGGUGGUGGUGGUGGUGGGGGAGGAGGAGGAGGCGGCGGCGGAGGCGGAGGAGGUGUUGGCGGUGGGAUCGGGCUCAGCCUAGGCCUAGGAGCGGCCGGUGUCGGCGGGUCACGGGUCAAGCGGCGCAGCUUUGCCAGCAAGUUCCUGUCCUUUUCCCGCCUGCUGCAACGAAACCAUCCGACUAAGCUUUAAACCGGGGCUUAAAGCUUGCACACGAAAGACAAGGCGCAUCCAUCGUGGCCGCGCACGUGUUUGUACAUACAAGGCAAGGUGAUACCAUGGCAUGGCAAAUGGAAGUUAGUUGCUCUCUCGCUUAGGUUUAGUGUAUCGUUUAGACAGGUUAAUUGAUGUAGAGGUAAGCGAAUUAAGUGUUAAGCUCACUCUCUCUCUCUCUCGCUACGGAGACACUACAGGCAGGGCCUGAGAUUAACGAGCGUAUAUGUGUGUUUGUCUGUAUCGACGCUUAGUGCCACGUGGCAAGUACUUGUUGGGUUGUAAAUCACCGAAACAAUCAAGGGCAGCUAAAGGGACGAGCAGUAGGAGUAGUAACGCAUUUUAACACAUUCCAGAGUCUAUUACUGUGUUGCUGUACAGCAUUACGGAAGUUGUGUUUGAAUUCAGAGAGGUCUAUUGCGGCAGCC
Anopheles merus is the source of this 6162-nucleotide messenger RNA. RefSeq names its product gonadotropin-releasing hormone receptor. Bases 3866 to 5713 code for a protein of 615 amino acids. Gene Ontology annotation, biological process: neuropeptide signaling pathway. The transcript has 6 exons. Gene Ontology annotation, molecular function: corazonin receptor activity. NCBI's taxonomy places the organism in Eukaryota, Metazoa, Arthropoda, Insecta, Diptera, Culicidae. The record is from RefSeq and is a predicted model, not a curated record. Gene Ontology annotation, cellular component: membrane.